CCCGGCGGCAGACUGAGAGAGAGAGAGAGAGAGAGAGAGAGAGAGAGGCCGGAGAGGCCGGAGGCGGCGAAGGCGGAGGCCGGGCGGAGGAGGAGGAGGAGGAGGCCGGGGCGGCGAAGGCGGAGGGAGGGAGGGGAGCCAGGCCCCUCUCCUCCCCCUCCCUCCCUCCCCCCUCCCUUGCCCCCCCCCUCCCUGCGCGUCGCCCGCCGGAGAGAGGGCGGGGGGCGGGGGGCGGAGCGGGCGAUCGAUGGCCGCGGAGGAAGUGACUGGCGGGGCGCGGAAGGCCACCAAGAGCAAACUUUUCGAGUUCCUGGUCCAUGGGGUGCGCCCUGGGAUGCCCUCAGGCGCCCGCAUGCCCCACCAAGGGGCUCCCAUGGGCCCCCCCGGCCCCCCCUACGUGGGGAGCCCCUCCGUGCGCCCCGGGAUGCCCCCGGCCGUGAUGGAGCCCACCCGCAAGAGGGCCGCCCCCCAGCAGGGCCAGCAGCAGCCAGGGCAGCAGCAGCCGGGACAGGCGCCGGGCCAGGCGCCGCCAGGGACACAGCAAGCCCAGGGCCCGCCAGGGUCAACCGGGCAGCAGGGCGGAGCCAGCCAGAACCGGCCCCGGAGUGCCAAGCGGAGGAAAAUGGCGGACAAGAUCCUCCCUCAGAGGAUCCGGGAGCUGGUGCCGGAGUCUCAGGCCUACAUGGACCUCCUGGCCUUUGAGCGGAAGCUGGAUCAGACCAUCAUGCGGAAGCGCGUGGACAUCCAGGAGGCCCUGAAGAGACCCAUGAAGCAAAAGCGGAAGCUGCGCCUUUACAUCUCCAACACCUUUAACCCGGCCAAGUCUGACGCAGACGACUCCGAUGGGAGCAUCGCUUCCUGGGAGCUGCGCGUGGAGGGGAAGCUCCUGGACGACCUCAGUAAACAGAAGCGGAAGUUUUCCUCCUUCUUCAAGAGCUUGGUCAUCGAGUUGGACAAGGACCUCUAUGGGCCAGACAACCACCUGGUGGAGUGGCACCGGACGCCCACCACCCAGGAGACGGACGGCUUCCAGGUCAAGAGGCCCGGCGACGUCAGCGUGCGCUGCACCCUCCUGCUCAUGCUGGAUUACCAGCCCCCGCAGUUCAAGCUCGACCCCCGCCUGGCCCGCUUGCUGGGCAUCCACACGCAGACGCGCUCCGCCAUCAUCCAGGCCCUCUGGCAGUACAUCAAGACCAACAAGCUGCAGGACUCUCACGACAAGGAGUACAUCAACUGCGACAAGUACUUCCAGCAGAUCUUUGACUGUCCUCGGCUGAAAUUCUCUGAAAUCCCCCAGCGGCUGACGAACCUGCUGCUGCCUCCCGACCCCAUUGUCAUCAACCACAUCAUCAGUGUGGACCCCAAUGACCAGAAGAAGACGGCUUGCUACGACAUUGACGUGGAAGUGGAGGACCCCCUGAAGGGCCAGAUGAGCAGCUUCCUCCUCUCCACGGCCAACCAGCAGGAGAUCACUGCCCUGGACAACAAGAUUCACGAGACAAUCGAGUCCAUAAACCAGCUGAAGAUCCAGCGAGACUUCAUGCUGAGCUUCUCCAAAGACCCCAAGGGCUACAUCCAGGAGCUUCUCCGGUCUCAGAGCAGGGACCUCAAGGUCAUGACGGACGUGGUUGGGAAUCCUGAGGAGGAGCGCCGGGCAGCGUUUUACCAGGAGCCCUGGUCCCAGGAGGCCGUCAGCCGGUACUUCUAUUGCAAGAUCCAGCAGCGUCGGCAAGAGUUGGAGCAGUCUCUGGGGGUGCGCAACACAUAAGCCCCCCCUCACCUCCUGGCCAUGGUGACCCAGCGGCCGGUGGACUUCUCUCUCACAGGCCUGCUCCACCAGCUUCUGGGGGGGUCUUGCCCCACCAACCCGCGCCUCCUCGUGAGGAGACUUCCGCCAUGACUUUUGCUCCGCUCCCUCCAGUUGGUGGGCAGCUGCGCGGGGGCUGUGGUCCCCGUGGACCCCCCCCAGGAGGGAAAUGGACCCAACGGCCACCUUGGUUUUUGUCCCACCGCCCUCUCAUUUGGGCAGAAAGAUUGCCGGGCCCCAAGGAUGGGGGGGAGCACUUCAUCUGUGUGCAGGGUGCCCCCCCUUGCUGGCUGCCUAAUGCCAGGCCUUCGGAGAGCCAACCCCCCCCCCCCCCCCCGCACUGCCCCCCAGCUCUGGCCCGGACCGGACCGUCCUUCCCAAGUGGAGGGAGGGAGGGAGGGGGGGCAGCGGAGGCUGCUCUGCCCAUCCCCCGGGGCCUGAUUGGCGGUUUCUGCAGGAUGACCAAAGCCCACCCCUCCCCCCAUCCUGGAGAGGCCCCCAAAGUCUUGCCCCCCCUCCCCCCCCUUUGCUCUGUCCAAGGUGGGGCUGUAAAUGUUCCAAAAAAAUUUGUUUGGGGGAAAAAAUUUUCAGAAAAAAAACUGAAAAGCGUAGUCUCGGCACCGUUUGCAGAUGGAAAGUCACUUUGUUACUUUAGGAUCAUCAAAUGCAUUGUAUGUAUCUUGGUUUGACAUAAAACGAUCAUGUUUGGUAGAAAAUGAAGACUCUUUGGGAACCAAUUCCAAGGGGGUGUCCAAGGGGGUGUGGCCCUGGGUUGGGGCCCCUGCUUGCCCAGGGAUCCAGGCCGCAGGAGGGGCACUGGGGGCCCUGGCCUGGCGCGCUGGGAGCGGGGAGGGGGCGGCGAGGAGGGGUCUCCUGGGCAGCAGCCCGGCCUUCACCUGGGCCUCACAACCAAGAGCGGGGCUGACGGCGCUCCCGGGCCAGAGUUCGGGCUGGCGGCCCUUUUGUGGGAGGGGGGUCCUGUCGGUUGGACCUAUGGGUCGGACCACCACCUGGUGUUGCAGGAGGGGCUUAUGGGAGCGGGAGGGGCGGUCGUGGCAGAGGCAAGGCAGCCUGGCUCGGGGCGUCAGAGGGCUCCUCCGGAAGUGAGGAUGGGAGGCGGCACGGAAGAGUCUGGCGGGGGGGGGGGGGGGGCUGCAGGGCCCGAUCCAGAGAGAAGCCAUGCAGAGAUCCAGGGAGAGGGCAGCACCGGCGCAAUGGGUUAAAUCCUGCUGACCUGAAGGUUGCUUUGAAUCCGUGAGACAGGGUGAGCUCCCGUCUGUCAGCUCUAGCUUGCAGGGAUAGGAGAGAAGCCUCCCAGCAGGAUGGCAACACAUCCGGGCCAUUUCCCCUGGGCAACCUCUCUGUAGGCAGCACCAGAAGUGACUUGCAGUAUGUUCUCAAGGCAUUGUCGAAGGCUUUCAUGGCCGGGAUCACAGGGUUGUUGGACGUCUUUCGGGCUGUGUGGCCAUGAUGUUCCAGAAGCAUUCUUUCCUGGAGAGAGAAUACUUCUGGAACAUGGCCACACAGCCCGAAAGACAUACAACAACCCUGUUCUCAAGGCGCUUAUGACAUGAUAAAAAAAAGCUGGCUCUCCGGUAGCCACCAGGGGGCGCUUCCUGUGCGACACCCUUCUGUCUGUUGGGUCGUCCCCUGCAGACUGUUCCCUGGGGGACUUUUUCAAUAAAAGGCUCCGUUUCUUUGUA
This is a messenger RNA of Anolis carolinensis (green anole), 3510 nucleotides long. RefSeq names its product SWI/SNF related, matrix associated, actin dependent regulator of chromatin, subfamily d, member 3 (gene smarcd3). Gene Ontology annotation, molecular function: transcription coregulator activity. Bases 248 to 1768 code for a protein of 506 amino acids. The record is from RefSeq and is a predicted model, not a curated record. Gene Ontology annotation, biological process: regulation of transcription by RNA polymerase II. The transcript has 13 exons. NCBI's taxonomy places the organism in Eukaryota, Metazoa, Chordata, Lepidosauria, Squamata, Anolidae. Gene Ontology annotation, cellular component: SWI/SNF complex; nucleus.